This is a messenger RNA of Alnus glutinosa, 988 nucleotides long. RefSeq lists its product as uncharacterized. NCBI's taxonomy places the organism in Eukaryota, Viridiplantae, Streptophyta, Magnoliopsida, Fagales, Betulaceae. The transcript has 2 exons. The record is from RefSeq and is a predicted model, not a curated record. The coding region runs from base 38 to 988 and encodes 316 amino acids. Gene Ontology annotation, molecular function: protein binding.
GGGUGAAGAAAUUCAAGGGGGCGACAAUGGCGGAGUGAUGGAUGAAGGGACGUUGUCGCCUAAGAACAGGGUGAAGUUCCUGUGCAGCCAUGGCGGGAGGAUCCUCCCUAGGCCCACCGACGGUCAACUCAAGUACAUGGGUGGUGAGACACGUGUCAUCGCCAUCCCUCGUGACAUCACUUUCUCAGAGCUAAUGAAGAAGUUAACUCCACAGUUUGAUAAGGAAAUGGUCCUCAAGUACCAAGUAAUCCCUGAGGAUCUUGAUGCUCUUGUGUCCGUCAGAUCUGAGGAGGACCUAAAGCACAUGCUCGAUGAAUACGACCGCCAUGAAAGCCAAGGAACUCCAAGGCUCCGAGCCUUCUUGUUCCCGUCCAUCAACCCGAUCAUAGUCGAGAACCAAGCAGCCGCAGCCUUCAUCGAACCACCCCAUGCACUAGAUCAGCAGCGCUAUAUUGAUGCCAUCAAUGGCAUAACUCGUACAACUUCCGGUCGUUCUAAGCUCACUUUCAAUGUCUCAUCCGCCUAUUCUUCUCCCCACUGCUCUUCCCCAAAAGCCCAAAAUGUUGAUAAUUCUAUGACCAAUGACACCAACUUUAUUAAUGGUCGAGUUCCGAUGCAUAAAGUCCGGAGCUCUCCUAGCCUCCGCAGCCUCAACAACUUCCAACACCACGGCAACGGCGUCGGAAAUGGCAAUGGAAACCACCUCUUUUACCAGUACCACCAAAGCCGUCAACAACACCAUUUCCAUGGCUACCAUUCUAGACCACCAUUGGAUCCUCACAAAGGUGUUGACAUGGGGAGGAGCUUAAUGGGUUAUGGCGGCGGCAUAAACCAUUAUCAGCCAUCGAGUAGGCAGCACAGAGAGAGUGGAUCGGCCGGCUGUGGGUAUUGCAAUGAGUGCGGGGUGUCUGUUUGUGGCAGUGGCGGGGUUGAUAGAUCAGGAACUGGAAGUCUUCCUCGGAGUCCAAGAAAGGCCACUUGGGAGUGA